Molecule: messenger RNA, 1418 nt
Organism: Ixodes scapularis (black-legged tick)
Lineage: Eukaryota; Metazoa; Arthropoda; Arachnida; Ixodida; Ixodidae
Product: piggyBac transposable element-derived protein 4-like
Exons: 1
Coding region: 434-1231 (265 amino acids)
Source: RefSeq, a predicted model, not a curated record
GCGGCCGCACGAUGUGUGUCCACGCGUUGCGAAACAAGGAAAAAAAAGGAAACAGCGCGCAGUUUCUGAAACUUCUUCGAGUGAAAGCGACUACGAAUUGGAAAGUGAUUCUGGUGAGUCGUUGAUUGAUUAUUUGACUUCAGAUGAGAGCGACACAGAGAUUGAUGAUGAUUUCGACACCGCACGUGUGUGGACGAAGAUCGACGUGGGCGAUAUUCCUCGUGCGCCACCUCGUUUCCCUUUUGUGGGAUCACCGGGAUUCAAGGGCCACCUGGAAGAAGGUGACGGCGUUGUCGAAUAUUUUGAACAGUUCUUCGAUGAAGAGCUGGUCGACCUGAUUGUCGCAGAGACCAACCGCUACGCAACCCAGUUUCUUCGGUCGCACCACGCUUCCCACCUCAAAACAUGGAGACAGAUCGACAAAAAAGAACUGAUGACCUUCUUCGCGCUCAUCAUUCUGCAAGGGGUCAUUGAGAAACCAGACGUGAAAUCUUACUGGUCAACAAGAGAGGUUCUCCGCACGCCUGCAUUCGGAGACGUGAUGAGCCGCGACCGCUUCAUGCUGAUAAUGAAAUUUCUACACCUCACUGACAACGAGGCGCCAGUCGACGGGCACCCGAACCCGAAGCUUAGAAAACUGUGGCCCGUGCUCACCAGAAUGACCGAGAUGUUUCAAACUCUCUACACACCAGAGCGAGAUGUGUCAGUUGACGAGAGCCUUCUUCGUUUCAAAGGCAGGCUGUCUUGGAAACAGUACAUGCCACUGAAACGUGCCCGUUUUGGUGUCAAGUUUUUCGUACUGUGCGAGUCCUCCAGUGGUUACAUCUGGAACAUGCUUAUGUACACUGGGAAAGGUGCUGUUGUUGGUGACGCAGAUAUGGCCAUGGGUACACGUGUGGUAUUGUCCCUGAUGAGUCCCCUUCUCGAUAAGGGCUACUGUGUAACCGUGGAUAACUAUUACAACUCACCCGAACUAGUUGAAGCACUUCUGGAGCGCAAGACAGAUGUCUACGGAACAGCACGAUCUGGACGCAAGGGAAUGCCGAGCUUCGAUACAAGACAACUUGAGAAAGGUCAAACUGAAGCUUACCAAAAAAGCAAGUGCCUCUCACUUCAGUGGAAGGACAAGAAGGUGGUAACCUUCCUCAGCACGGUGCACUCUGUGGCAAUGGUGGAUGUAACAAACCAGAGAGGUGAAGUUGCGUCCAAGCCACAGAUAGUGAUGAAUUAAAACAACACCAUGGGUGGUGUUGACAAGAGUGACCAAAAUCUUUCAUAUUACCCCUGUGCAAGAAAUGGACAGAAAAUAUACUACAAAAAGGUGUUCCGUCAUCUGCUAGACAUGGCCAUCUACAAUGCGUUCAUUAUCUACCAGAAGAGUGGCAACACCACCACACAUCUUGAGUUCAGGCUCAAGU